UGCUUUCAGCCAAUGGAUCUCAUCCGUUAGAUCGAUGUGGACAAACAUGGGAAAACAAAACCGGAGGGUACGAUUUAGGACCUGCUUGGAGCAAUCGGCGCCAAGAGCGGCGUCCGCAGGCUCCUCCUCCUCCUCCUCGAUUUCUCCGGCCACUUCUUGGCCUCCGCCGCCACCUUCGUAGAGUCCCCGGCGUUUCGAAUACUCCUCUCCUCCGUUGUCCCCGACGACGCGCCAGCGGUGCUCCGGAAGUCCGAUCACGGUGGAGGGUGAAGAGUUCCGCACAACCCCGCCGGAACCUUGAGAAGAGAUAGGCAGUUUCUGCUCAUAUUUUGCUUGAAGGUGACAGAGAUAGCAUAUACGCACCGUGGUAGCUCGCGAGCUCCGUUUAUAAUCUCGUGAUCCGAAACGCCUACUCUAAAAUCCUCAAAACCCCUUCUUUCUUUGGCGGCGCCUCUUCGCCACCGAUGGAAGUGGUGAUCGCCUCCUCCCCGGUGGACGUCGGCAUCGGUUGUUGGGACCUACGCUCGGGCUCCGAGCAGCUCCGGUACCGCUCGUGCUCCUCCGCUCCACAUGGCCUCCUCUCCAUAGCCGGCCGCUUUCUCGCUUCCUCGCCGCUCCGCGAUUCCCCUUCCUCCGCCUCUUGCCCCAUUUUCUUCUGGUCCUGGGAUAAGCCUCAGGUGGAAGUUAGGAGCUUCCCGGCUGAGCCGAUUGGACCGCUUGUUUCCAAUUCAGAAGGCACUUACAUCAUGGGAGGAGGACCAUCCGGCAUCAUCUACCAAUGGGAGGUAGAGGGGCGGCCGAAGGCUUAUAAGUCCCAUUUUAGUUGGGUUGGUGGCCUCUUUAGGCUUGUAAAUAAAUGUUGUAUCAUGUGAACACGUUCGAGAGCUUUUCGGUCUGUAAUGGAUCAUUUUACCCUUUGUUGUGCAACUAUUCAGAGCUUGUAAAGUCUGUUUGUAAUUUGCAUUGUCUAUGAAGUGUUUUUCGGACA
Molecule: messenger RNA, 988 nt
Organism: Musa acuminata AAA Group (dessert banana)
Lineage: Eukaryota; Viridiplantae; Streptophyta; Magnoliopsida; Zingiberales; Musaceae
Product: protein ROOT INITIATION DEFECTIVE 3-like
Exons: 3
Coding region: 465-872 (135 amino acids)
Biological process (GO): rRNA processing; DNA-templated DNA replication
Cellular component (GO): nuclear pre-replicative complex
Source: RefSeq, a predicted model, not a curated record